GUUGAGAGUUUGAUUUUGUGAAUGGGAGUUGAAGCAAAUCUAUGGUGGUGCAUUGACAGGGAAGCUAGUAUUAUUGACUUAAAUUCAUGCUAUCAUUUUAUUCCUUUAGGUCUUUUUUCCCCCUUUCGGUUCCUCUUUUCCAACAAUAUAUAUAUAUAUAUAUUUUUUUUGUGAACUUCAACACAUAACAGUAGAUAAAUAAACUGUGCAGGACUGGUAUUCCCACACUAGAUAAAUAAAAUAAAACAACAUAAAUGGUAACUAUUACCGUUAGUAUUGUUAGCACAACUAAUUGUUUGCUCAUUGGCCUUUUCUGCUGGGUAUAAUGUCUUCUCAGAUGUCAUCUUUGCUGUUUCUUGUGGUUGGGGUAUCAACGGCCCUUACCCCAUGGUUAGCUGCUGGAGGCCAGUUACUAGCCUCUCGUUUUGAUGAUGUGUGGAGUUUGUUACCUGUAGAGAGUGAGAUCAUUGCACAGCUUCUUUCAGAACGACUUGUUCCGUUUGUUGCUCUUGAUGUGAGAAGUGACCGAGUAGCUGUUGGCCGUGCACUUGAUCUUCUGUGUAUUUUGGAGAUGCUGGUAGUCAAGAGUUGGUGCUGAAAGAGCAUGUGCAGCAGCAAUAACCUUAGAUACCCCCGGUGCAACCUAUAGAACAGUUUGGGAAUUGAGCAAGUAUCUCCCUAAUGUCAAGACAUUUGUCCAUGCUCAUGACGUUGAUCAUGGCCUCCAUUUGGAAAAAGCAGGAGCAACAGCGGUACAUUUCUGUUACUGUUUCCAUUAGUUAUUUCACUCUGCCUAAUUGGCCAUAUAGGUUAAUCUAACAAUUGUAUUUUAUGUUUUAGGAGCUCAUUAUUCUUGUUUGACUUGUGUAUAAUCUUUAAUCAGUACUAAUAUAUCUUGCAUUAUCAAUGUAAAGAUCAAAUUUUUGUUCAAAUUUAAAAGCUUUUAUAUCAUAUCUUGAGUUUUAGUUGAAACUUUCAUAUCUAGCUGCUGCUGUUCUUGCACAGGUAAAAAACAAUAUCAAUGACACUGAAUUGUAUAAGAUUUUUCACUGCAUGAGCUAUAUAUUGUUCGUAUUUGGUACAUACAUACUUGUAUUAAUGAAAACUAUUAUCUUUUAUCUGCUGAGCAUCAGUAAUUGGUUGCAUGUAGUGUGUGGAGUCCGAUUGUAACAAAUCAUUUAUAAGGAAGCUGAAUAUUAUAUCCAUUGAAUUUGUCACUCACCAUGCUAUGCUAGAAUGCAAUGCAAUUGAUCAAAAUUUGGAUUAACAUUCCAUAAAAUCACUGUAAGAUUAAUCUAUUUUUGCUACAACCUUAAUGAUUGCAUUGCAUCUUAUUGGAUAUUUUAAUUUGAAUUAGUGACUUGCUAUGUGCUUACCUUUGAGUUUCAAUUCAAUUAUUAGUGUACACCAUCUUCAUUGUUGAGCACCUGUUUUAUGUCCAUGCUGGUUCUCUGAAUGUAAAGCAGAAGCGGCUGUUUCUUCUUUGAAGUGUUUUGUGCUUUAUAUGAAAUAAUUUCACUUUCAUGUGACACACACACACACACAAACGCAUUUGACUCGGUUAACACAUUGAAAACUGAAGGCAUUUGGAUCUGAUCUUGUGGAUCCGCCAACUGCAAUGCAGCAACACAUACUCUAUUUACUGC
This is a messenger RNA of Camellia sinensis, 1646 nucleotides long. Lineage: Eukaryota; Viridiplantae; Streptophyta; Magnoliopsida; Ericales; Theaceae. The record is from RefSeq and is a predicted model, not a curated record.